GUCUGUCGGUAUAUUAUAUCGAUACAACAAAAAACAAUAAACAAAUUUAUUUGUUGCAGUUAAAGUUAAAAUUAAUUAAGGACAAAAGAGGAUUUAUAACUGAUCAGAGACAUGGCAUUUCUUUGCCCAGUGCGCAUGCGGCGCGAUAAGAAGAAAGCCACAAGUGCGAGCAUCGAGAGGGAUCUGCCUGCAGUGGGGGGCAUCGGCAUGGGACGCAUAACUGGCUCCUCCAGCAUUGAGACUCUGGUGCGGGUGGGCAUUGAAAAGGAACACGGUCUCAGCCCAGACUCCAAAAUGGUUGUGCUGCACGAUUUUACGCCCUGCGUGGACGAUGAACUAGAGGUGAAGCGCGGCCAGCUGGUGAAUAUAUUGUACAGGGAAAACGAUUGGGUCUAUGUGAUCGGACAGGAUUCGCGGCAGGAGGGCUUCAUACCGUUUUCCUAUUGCGCCCCUUGCAACACCCAACUGGCCGAAUUGGCCGUGAAGAAGAAACUGCCUCGAGAACACUGCCCAGAGCAGCCGAUCGAAGAGAAUAUGCCGCUCCUGGGCACAGAAAAUAAACUGGACGUGCUCUGCGAUGAGCCGCCUCCUGCAGCCAACCCAAUUGCUGCAUCGAACAACAUUGAGAACAGCUUGCAUGUGGAGCCAGAGUGCACACCGUUCAUCAAGGAGCCAUCCGGACGCUGCAUUGUCCUGUACACAUUCAUAGCACGCGAUGAGAACGAUUUGUCGGUGGAGCGGGGGGAGUUUGUGACCGUCUUGAACCGAGAGGAUCCCGAUUGGUUUUGGAUCAUGCGCAGCGAUGGCCAGGAGGGAUUCGUGCCAGCUGGCUUCAUCUAUCCCGCCGACAGUGUGCGUGUCCUGCAGCAGCAAAAAGCUCCGCUCAACGAGAACAACAUACAGCAUCAUGCCACACUCAACGCCAUGGAAUCCAUUCUGCAGCAGGGCCAGCAACAGCCGCAGCAGCAGCAACCACAACAACAGCAGCAGCAGCUGGGCUUGGGCACAGAUGAUCUGCGCUAUCAUGGCACAGAGCUGGUGAUGCUUUACGAUUAUAAAGCGCAGGCACCGGAUGAUCUUUAUCUGUCUGUGCGACGUGGCGAUUGGAUAUAUGCCGAUCUGAACAAUCAGACGGUGGACGGUUGGCUCUGGGCCUAUGCGCCCAAGACGAGAAAAUACGGAUUCAUACCGAAGGCCUACGCACGCCCGCCUGCCAUGACCAGUCUUUGAGUACGCUGGAACCAGUUGAGUAAAUUGUGCCUUAGUUAUAUAUUCUUUUGAUGUGAGCGUAAAUAUACAAUAAGAUAUACCAUCAGUAA
Messenger RNA from Drosophila subobscura, 1319 nucleotides. RefSeq names its product SH3 domain-containing protein Dlish (gene Dlish). Lineage: Eukaryota; Metazoa; Arthropoda; Insecta; Diptera; Drosophilidae. The record is from RefSeq and is a predicted model, not a curated record. Gene Ontology annotation, biological process: superoxide anion generation. The coding region runs from base 112 to 1230 and encodes 372 amino acids. Gene Ontology annotation, molecular function: superoxide-generating NADPH oxidase activator activity; protein binding. The transcript is spliced from 3 exons.